CAGCAGCUCAGGUAACAAAAGCAGAAAGCACACUGUCAAAUCGAAAGAGAGGAAAAGAAGACAGCCGAGAGACAUGACAAAGGGGAGGAGCAGCAACCGGGAAGAUCAAGGCUGUAAACAAAUGAAUCGAGACUGAACUGGUAUCCAAGAACACCUGAUUCGGAUAAAAACUACCCAGAGGCUCCACAAGUUGUUGAAUUAGUCAGACUGUCUUCCUGAUACAGAUGUACCCUGCAGUCGUGGAAGGACGAGUCAAAUGAAAAGACACAUGGUGAUUCACGAGAAAGAGCACAUCCCGACGUAGAGGAAGACAACUGCUGUGAUCUGACAGGCCAGGAGGGAACAUGGUUAGCUCCAGAGGGAAGGAAGAACAUCAGGAUACUGUUGAGGUGACUGUGAGGACUUUCUGAGAAUGCCCCUUCUCUCUGCCUUGACAUCAUGGCGUCUUUGGGAUUGCAGAUGUUAGCCAGUGCCCUGUGCCUGCUGGGAUGGGCGGGGGUCAUCGUGACCUGCAUAAUGCCUAUGUGGCGUGUCACGGCCUUUGUGGGCAGCACCAUCAUUACCUCCCACACCAUAUGGGAGGGCAUCUGGAUGACUUGUGCGGCCCAGAGUACAGGACAGAUCCAGUGUAAGCCGUACGAAUCUCUUCUAGCCCUCAGCGAUGACCUUCAGACAGCCAGAGCCCUUAUCGUUCUAGCCAUCGCUGUUGGUGGUGUUGGGCUCAUUUUGGCGUUUGUUGGAGGCAAGUGCACUCGCUUUUUGGAUGAAGAAGCACCUGGUAUUAAGAGUAAGGUUGCAGUGGCAGCAGGGGCAGUUUUGAUUGUUACUGGGCUGCUGUGUUUGAUUCCCACAUCAUGGGUAGCAGGCACGGUAGUGAGGACGUUCUAUAACACUGCCAUUGAUGCUCAACGGAGGGAGCUCGGAGCCUGUCUGUAUAUUGGCUGGGGGGCAAGCAUCCUGCUCAUCCUGGGAGGUGGUUUGUUCAUUAGUUCGUCAUGCCCACUCCAAGCUAAUGAUGUGGACAAGAACUCAUCGGUACGCUACGUGGCUGUACGCUCUACCAACAUGUCGAGCCAGGGAGGCGCUCAUCGUAGCAGGAUUCCAUCAGCAAUGUCUCAGCCUGUCACAACAGCGUUUCCAAAGCCUCCGAGCUACGAGGCCGAGUCAACAAAGUCUCAGCUCUACGGCAAGCCUUACUGGGAUGACGGGUCCGAAAGAUCACAGGGCAGUAAGGCACCGUCAACAAAGUCGCAGAUGAAAAGACCAGGUUCAACGAAAUCAGAACUGAGUGAGGCACCUUCAACAAAAUCACAGCUGAAACUGGCAGAAAUGCACAACAAUUUAUCAGAGUUGUCCAGGAGUGACGGAAGUGACGAGGAAGCCAUAAAUGCAGCAAAAACAUACAUUUGAUUUCAGCACAUGCACCGAAAUAUAAAACGCCUGCACAACUGCACUGGAAAACACACUUUGAGAUAAUAAUAAGAAGCAGUUAAUUUACUUUUUGCAUUUUAUACUCAGGUUAUGGAACAGAUUCUGGGCGAUGCUGAAAAAUAUACAUAAGUUUAGCAUCUCUAAUGCUAUGUGCACUAAAAACUGAACGUUACUAAACUGAAUUAUUGCAGCAAAUGAAGCCAGAUGUAAGUGAAGGGUGUACAGUUUGACUCUUAUUGAACAACAUAGCCCAUAAGGGUUGGCAUUAACUUGGAUUUUUUUUAUUAUUAUUAUUAUUGUGAGGAAUUUAGCUUGCAUAUAAAUGCAAAUGCAUUAUAUAAACUGUGGAUGUUUAUAUAUAUAUAAUAUAUAAUAUAUAUAUUAUAUAUACACACAUACAUACAUACAUACAUACAUAUAUAUUAGUUGUAUCUGGUGUGUCUAUAUGAAGGAGCGUGCAUUGAUUUUGAUCCUCUGUGGCUACAAUAGAUAUAAUAAAAUAACAAAUAAAUAAAUAAACUUUUUUUAUUUAAGAGGUAAUUACACAGUAGUCAAAUCAUUUUUAGAUUUAGAGCAAUACACUUAAAACCUAUAGUAGUAGCAUAUGAUUUGGUUCUAUGGCAUUAAGCUUAAAAAAAAGAGUAAAAUGACUAAAGAAAUGAGAAACACAAUUUUCAUUAUGUGGUUGUUGCAAGAAAUAUUUUCUUACCCUUGCUUUUAUAUUUCUGGAAGUUUUUUUGUUUUAUAACAACUGUGAACUUUGUUUUAUUUGAACACAUUAAAAUGUAGAUGUUUUCUUUUCAAUAAAUGUAUCUUGAUCAAACACUUGA
Thalassophryne amazonica is the source of this 2261-nucleotide messenger RNA. RefSeq names its product claudin-4-like. The transcript has a single exon. Gene Ontology annotation, biological process: bicellular tight junction assembly; cell adhesion. Lineage: Eukaryota; Metazoa; Chordata; Actinopteri; Batrachoidiformes; Batrachoididae. Gene Ontology annotation, molecular function: structural molecule activity. The coding region runs from base 439 to 1410 and encodes 323 amino acids. The record is from RefSeq and is a predicted model, not a curated record. Gene Ontology annotation, cellular component: bicellular tight junction; plasma membrane.